Messenger RNA from Aureobasidium subglaciale EXF-2481, 844 nucleotides. RefSeq lists its product as uncharacterized. Bases 244 to 753 code for a protein of 169 amino acids. Lineage: Eukaryota; Fungi; Ascomycota; Dothideomycetes; Dothideales; Saccotheciaceae. The transcript has 3 exons. The record is from RefSeq and is a predicted model, not a curated record.
GGGAUCCCAGUCUUUUUGCCCUGACGACGCACUAGUGAAUUGGACGAGUAGUCGCGAUUAUAGAGAACAAUGAACUGACUAGUUGUAUGGCAAGACAAAGGCCAGGGUUGCAAAGUGAGAUGGUCAUUCGCAGUCGGGAUCGACCGGGGCGGGCAAUCUGUGCCGCAUAAGGCUGGGAAGUUGGAGGAUUGGGUCGAGCUCAAUGGAAUCAAUUCCUCAUCGCCAUCUACCUACACACACGAAAUGUCUCUGAACGCAGAGCCCGCCGAUGCACAGGAGCGACAGGAACAGCACCUGCCGCCAAAGUCAUUCGCUGACGCCGCCCACGAAGCUCUCGAAGAGCCGGAACAAAAUGGCCAAGGCUCAAUCAACGAAGACUCAAUCAAGGAAACUCCGCCAACCCGGAAGCUGGUCAGAAAAGGCAGCAUUGAGCCUCGCCCACUUCAGGAGAUGCUAGAUGAGGAGGAGAGACAGCCCUCGCUGCCUUCAACGCCUGUCCAACCCCGCCGUACACGUUCAAAGAAGGAUAGCAAGUCAUGGGCAGACAUGGCAGAGGAGGGCAUCGAUACCAAGUCACACCCCGUCAUUGACCUUCAUUCUGGCGAGACCAAGGGCGAUGGUGAGGAAUUCACCGGAGAGGGUCACAACGAAGCUCCCAGAAGUCCGGCUCAGAUCAAUCGACCUCACAAGCGCACAUCCUCAAAGUCUUCCAACAAAUCAAUGAGCCCCAAAAAAUCUGUCGCAGAAGCCUGACGACUCGUACGAAGAGGCUUUGAGAAUAGAUGAGAAGAAAGAUCCUCAGCAGGCAGAGCAGCAACCCGCGUCAUCUAAGGAUGAGCUCGUC